Stegostoma tigrinum is the source of this 3751-nucleotide messenger RNA. RefSeq names its product jumonji domain containing 8 (gene jmjd8). The transcript is spliced from 9 exons. The record is from RefSeq and is a predicted model, not a curated record. NCBI's taxonomy places the organism in Eukaryota, Metazoa, Chordata, Chondrichthyes, Orectolobiformes, Stegostomatidae. Gene Ontology annotation, cellular component: cytoplasm. The coding region runs from base 7 to 864 and encodes 285 amino acids.
CGCGCCAUGACCGUUGGAGCUGGCGGGCCCGGAGCGGCCGGCCUGUUUCGCGUUGGGUUUGUGGUUCGAGGCGACGGCGUGGAGCCCGGGAUCCUCCUCGCCGUCUUGUUGUUGGCGGCGGGCGACGCCGGAGGGCUGCGGGCGGAUGGCGGCUGGAGGACAGACCCCUCCACACGGAUGAUUGACCAAGGACCCUGCAAUGUGGAAGUGAGAGACUCUUUGACCUAUUCUGAAUUUGUUCACCGGUAUGCUUAUUCUAAGCCAGUGAUUAUCCGAGGAAUCACACAGAAUGAGCAGUUCCGGGCUCUCUGUUCAAAGCAAAGUCUCCUGCGGGAGUUUGGAAAUCGACUGGUGAGAUUGAGCACAGCAAACACUUACUCCUAUCAGAAAGUUGACGUUUCUUUUGAAGAAUAUGUUGAACACAUGAUGAAGCCUCAGUCUUUGGAUUCGAUGGGAAGUGAGACAUUAUACUUCUUUGGAGAUAACAAUUUUACAGAAUGGGACUCCCUGUUCAGGACAUAUAUCCAGCCUCCAUACCAGCUACCUGGGACAAGUGGGGCUUACAGCUUUGGGAUUGCAGGUGCAGGGACAGGAGUACCAUUCCAUUGGCAUGGAGCAGGAUAUUCUGAAGUUAUAUAUGGAAGGAAGCGCUGGUUUCUUUACCCACCGGGAAAAACACCAGAGUUUCACCCAAAUAGGACCACACUCUCUUGGAUGUUGGAUACUUACCCAAAUUUAUCAGAAUUGGACAAACCCAUGGAGUGCACCAUUCACCCAGGCGAGGUGUUGUAUUUUCCAGAUCGUUGGUGGCACGCAACCCUUAAUAUUGACACUAGUGUCUUCAUUUCCACGUUUCUAGGAUGACCCUGUAGAACUCAGAAAAUCUAUAUGACCUGUAACUUGAAACCCUAAACCUUUCAACACAACUUCCCCAAAUGGGAGCAGCAAUGAAUGGGAUUGGAAAAAGCCACUACAGUCCAUCUGGCUGGGAUACGUUCAUGGCAUCAGUUAUCGUUACCAAGAAACCUUUUUUAACCACAUGUUUCUAAGAGUCUGUGCUCCCCUUUUCAUUUUGAGAGAGGCAGGGUGGUUUGGUGUGGGAAGGGGAAGCUUGGAUAAAGUUUCUAAUAGUCUUUGUUUGGGUAGGAAUUUUGCUCAUAGCACAGAGGCAGAUUAAAUCCUUUUGACUUCUAUAGAUUCUAUUGAUGAAGCAAAAUUGCUGCAGCUAAAGACAAAGGUCAGAAGAGACCCUUGUCAGCAAUAUCUGUUCAGAUGGAGUGACUAUUUGAAGAAAAUACUAGUCACUAUUAAUAUGCAUUUACGAUUAGUCCUCACUUAAAGUCACAAUUAUCAGGAACACCAACUGUAAAUGAGGCCAGGUUUCCUAUCUAGAUCUAAAAUUAAUUAGGUUCCUUCAGAUGCUUUUUUUUAAACUGGAAAAAUGUGUACAGAUUGAAGUACUGUUAGUAAUUUAAGUAUUAGUGUUCUGUUUUGCUUGUUAUUUAGAAGCCUCUGUUUGCUGGUGAUUCUAACCACCCAACAAAUAGGACAGAACACCAGUGCUUCACCAGAGGUGCCCUGAUGAUGUUAUCUAACAGGGUGACAGAACAUCUGCAAUCGCACACUGGCUCGGCGAGCAAGUCUACAAGAAAAAGGAGUUACCCAGGACAUUUGAGUUUUAAACAGAAUUAAAUUUCUUUGGUAACUAUUAGAACAAGUCACAUGGAUCUGACCCAAGCCAUCUUUACAGGACACUGAAGAAUCAGGAGUUAGCCAUUGCAAGUUUAAACUUUCCACUUAGGUCUACGAUCUGAUUACUAGACAAUUAACCAUUACCACUUAGUUUGUGAAUAUUUCUUCAGAAUAUUUUUUGAUGUUAAGAAACUUAAAUACAUUCAUUGCUGUGAACAGGAACCUGGUGGGAUUCAUUUAAAAAUAAGAUACGCCUUCAAUUAGCAAUGUGCAUAUGUGUAUAUAUAAUUCUAAAAAUGCUGCCAGAGUUGCUGAAUUUCUGUUUAAAAUGAUAUAAUGUUUAGUGACUUGUAUUUUUUAGUAAAUUAUUAUUAGUGACUCCUGAGUUGAUCAAAUUUCUCAGCUAUCCAAAACUGAUCAUAUCCCCGGAAUAGAGAUAACAAGGUGUAGAGCUGGAUGAACACAGCAGGCCGAGCAGGAAGACUGACUUUUCAGGCCUAGACCCUUUUUCUGAAAAAAGGUCCAGGCCCGAAACGUUGGCCUGCUGUGUUCAUCCAGCUCUACACCCUGUUACCUCUCAUCCAGGACACCUUGCAUAAAAUCUAUCAUACAUGGACAUGGAAAUAUUUAAUUUGGCAGAAAGGUGACUGAGUAUUUGUCAAAUUUUCAUGUUACAGUAUUUACAUAAUAUCUGCAUCAAUAAAUAAUUAGCCAAAUCCUUGAUGAAUUGAAGGGACCAUAGCAUAGAGUGGAGACUACAUUUGGGUCAGUAGUAGUGCUGGACCAGUGGUGCUUUGACAUGGCUCCCACUAUGGAGUGUGUAAGUGACUGCCUGUUGUACUUGCUUUAGUUAUUUUCUUUUGUUCACAAUGUGCCAGGCCAAGAAUUUAGUAUCUGUCCAUAACUGCCCAGAACAUGGUGAUGAGCCAUUGUAGUCACUCUCGCCUCUUUUGGUGACAUCUGGACCAAGGCUGUAAUAUGGACGAUGCAGGAAAAAAUCUGUUAACGUUUUGGGUCCAGCGAUCUUUCCUCAGCUGUUCUGAACCCCAGUUCUGAGGAAGGGUCACUGGAACCAAAACAUUAACUCUGAUUAUUUUUCUUCACAGCCGACACCAAGAUUGGUGGAGUAGCUGAUAGUAAAGGAGACUGUCAGAUUACAGCAGAAUAUAGAUAGACUGGAGAGUUGGGCAGAUAAAUGUCAGAGUGCAAUCCGGGCAAAUGCGAGGUGAUGCAUUUUGGAAGAUCUAACUCAAAAGUGAACUAUACAGUAAAUGGAAAAGUCCUGGGGAAAACUGAUGCACAGAGAGAUCUGGGUGCUCAGGUCCAUUGUUCCCUGAAGGUGGCAACGCAGAUCAAUAGGGUGGUUAAGGCAGCAUACGACAUGCUUUCCUUCAUCGGACAGGAUAUUGAGUACAAGAGUUGGCAGGUCAUGUUGCAGUUGUAUAGGAUUUUGGUUCGGCCACAUUUGGAGUACUGUGUACAGUUCUGGUUGCCACAUUACCAAAAGGAUGUGGACGCUUUGGAGAGGGUGCAGAGGACGUUCACCAGGAUGUUGCCUGGUAUGGAAGGGGCUAGCUAUGAAGAAAGGUUUGAGUAGAUUAGGAUUAUUUUUAUUAGGAAGAUGGAGAUUGAGGGGGGACCUGAUUGAGGCCUACAAAAUCAUGAGGGAUAUAGACAGGGUGGAUAGCAAAAAGCUUUUUCCCAGAGUGGGGGACUCAAUUACUAGGGGUUAUGAGUUCAAAGUGAGAGGAGGAAAGUUUAAGGGAGAUAUGCGUGGAAAGUUCUUUAUACAGAGGGUGGUGGGUGCCUGGAACGCGUUGCCAGCGGGGGUGGUGGAUGCAGACACGUCUUUUAAGAUGUAUCUGGACAGGUACAUGGAUGGGCAGGGAGCAAAGGGAUACAGAACCUUAGAAAAUAGAUAACAGGCUUAGAGGAUCUCGAUCGGCGCAGGCUUGGAGGGCCGAAGGCCCUGUCCUGUGCUGUAACUUUUUGUUCUUUACUACAAAAUUUAACAUUUCAUACAAAGGUGUACUGGAUGAUCUGUGUGAAAAAUAAAGAU